Molecule: messenger RNA, 2319 nt
Organism: Anopheles cruzii
Lineage: Eukaryota; Metazoa; Arthropoda; Insecta; Diptera; Culicidae
Exons: 2
Coding region: 1-2319 (772 amino acids)
Source: RefSeq, a predicted model, not a curated record
AUGCAUAACAGUCCACAAAACCACAAUGGUGAAGAACCACUGGAAGAACAGGCGCACCGGGUCAUAUGCAGCCUCCCAAUAUCGCCAUUGGUUUUUGGGGGAACGUACAAUGUUAACGAUGACUACAGUACCGACAGCCCCACGUCCAUGGUUUCGGAGUUGAGCUUUUCGUCCGACACGUCCGAAGGUACUGUGUAUGAAGAGGUGCACACGAAUGCGGUUCCGAUCGUCGAGUUUCCGUCGGAGGAGGAUGCGCCUCGGAAACGGCUCUCGUCCCAGGAUCAAGUAAUCACACCACAAAUGAUUGGCGCGGCGUUGAAAAAAUCCGGUACGGUGCUAAUGCAACGAUCGCGUGACAACCGGUUGGAACGGCAGCUUGAAGAAAUGCGGGAUUUAAUGCGCAACGAAGACGAGCUGGUAGUCCUGAAGGAGCCGAGCGUAAGGCAGAUGGCUUCACAGCCUGCUUUUCCCAGGGAUGCGAUGGAGGAAUUUCUCGAGCACUCGGAGACAAUGUUCAAUUUGGUGCAUGAUGCCAAUACCCAAAUGGCCGGAAGAGCGGACAUCAGCGAGAGAAUAAGCCGACAUAGUUCCGAAGAAGUGUUUCAAACAGAAGCCUUGCCAGUUGACAACCGUAUUUCCAAGGAGUUUGUUGGAUGCUUCAGCCGUAACGAUGAUACGGUUUUAUAUAAACGGACGAUAUCCAUUGCGCAGGCAGCACAACCCGCGCAUGAUCCGGCGAGGCAAUCGUUGGAAAACAUCGACACGGUCAUCGCACAACACGCUCAGUGUCUCCACGAGGCGGAAACCGUAACGGAACCAUCGGUUCAAAUUUAUCAACGAAAUAAUGACGAUCUGCUUGCAUUGCUAACGUUUUCGAAAGAAUCGUCGGCUGUUUUAAAAACAUCCAACGCCAUGCUAAAAGAAGCACCGACCGCCGAGCUGGAUAAAACGAUUCGGCAGACUUAUCGUAAGACUGUUGCCAAUCCGGAUGAAAUGAUAUCGAUGCAAACGGAAGUAGCUUCCUCUUCCGAUUAUCAGGCGAUGAAGGAAACAUCUCCACAGCGGCUUGGAGGGGACUUGCAACAAACUUUUCCAACGCUUCCGUCUAGGUCUAGCUUCGGCUUGACGAACGAAUCCAACAAUCUUUCCGGUGGUCUGGAGAAACAGCAAGCCGAAGUGUAUACCACCGUAUCCGGAAGCAUUAGCGAUCAGCAUGGAAACCUGGCUGUCCGGUUUGAGGCUCAAGUUUACGACCUAGGCUCGCUGGAAAACGAUGAACCGAUAGAGGAGUGUGUAAUACGUGUCGAAAGAUUGUCCGACGAAUUUGACCAUCUCUCUGAAAUGCUCACCUUUCAAGUGGUUUGCGAUGAAGCGGAAAACGCCUCUGAGGCGUUCGUUGUUGCUACUGUUAUCGAAGAACUCAUAACAGAUGAACGCAUUCGGCCAAGUGAGCAUGGAACUAUUGUACUGUCGGAAAACAUCCUCGGGAGACUAAGCAGAUAUUUGAAGGAAUUGUUGGAACCUGCAGCAAUAAUGUUGCACAACAUAUACAAAAAGUUGGAAGGCAUCGAGUUCUUGAGGAGUGAUUUAACAAAAGCCGUCAGCGAGACCCAUUUUUCUUCGUCCAGUCAGAAGGGCGGCGUCGUUGAGUCACGUACAGAUGGAGGGUCGAAACUUUUGCAAAACGACUCCCAAAGCAGAAGCUUUACAAACUUUUGCGCACUUGAAAAUUUGCAAGAAAUACGAAGUAUUUUCGGUGAGGCCAAUGAUCAUCUCACGAUAAUCCAAUCUGAUCUUAGUGCCAUCAAAACGAAGAUUAACCUACUAAUAGAGGAACAACACGAGAAAACAAAACCGCCAGCACCUUCAGCCGAUAUCCAGCACGCUCUUAAGCGCCCGUCGAAUCUAGAAAUACAACAGCUAGGGAAAAGAAAUGAUAAGGUAGUGCCUCAUGAUAAGGUAGUACCUCAAAAAGUAUGCUUGGCGCUACUAGCAAAUCACUUCCAGAGCAACGGACUGUUUUGCCCGGUAGAAAUUUACUCUUGCCACGCGGUUUCCCCGGAAGUGAUGGUCGUCCAUUGGACCGUUGACCAAGAUCUGCUCAGUUGUAUCGUUGGAUUUGAGAUUUUCGUUGAUGGUGUGCUGAGCUCGGUUUGCUUUUCCAACAGACGGCGAACGGCGCUGGUCGGAAAUAUCGAUCUUCAGAAACAGCAUCACAUAACGCUGCACGCCACUCCGGAUCCCCUGACGAGAGAGGCAAAGGUAGAAUGGGCACCAGCUUUUUUCCUGUACCAUCUUUUGGACGAACCAGUGCAUUAA